GGAAGGUCGGAAGCGCGCCAUUGAAGAACCACAACGUGAAUAUUUCGAUUUCCUUGUCUUCAUGUGAGGGAAAAGUUGUGACGAAACAUUUGUUUUAGGACAACAAAGCGUAAACCCACAAGGAGGAUGGCGUACAGAGGACAAGGGCAGAAGGUCCAGAAGGUUAUGGUGCAGCCAAUUAACCUUAUUUUCAGGUAUCUACAGAACCGCUCUCGUAUCCAGGUGUGGCUGUAUGAACAGGUGAACAUGCGGAUAGAGGGGUGCAUCAUCGGCUUUGAUGAAUACAUGAACCUGGUACUGGAUGAUGCUGAGGAGGUUCACAUGAAGACCAAGAACAGGAAGCCCUUAGGGAGGAUCAUGCUGAAAGGAGAUAACAUCACCCUGCUACAGAGUGUAGCCGCCUAACUCAACCCAACAGGACAAAGUCCAUCCAUCUCCAGCCAACAGACGUUUUCUAGGAUUUGAGGAUCUUGCAGAUGUCUUUUCCCCCUUUUGUAGGUUAAUGUUUUGUUUUUUUGCAAACAAUAUUGAAGCUCAAUGGUGUUUGUGUGACGUGAAUAAUGUAAUUGUUUCUUUUUGCCAACUAUUCCUCUGAAAUAAAUGUUGUUUUGUUUCUUA
Molecule: messenger RNA, 618 nt
Organism: Coregonus clupeaformis (lake whitefish)
Lineage: Eukaryota; Metazoa; Chordata; Actinopteri; Salmoniformes; Salmonidae
Product: small nuclear ribonucleoprotein E
Exons: 5
Coding region: 127-405 (92 amino acids)
Biological process (GO): spliceosomal snRNP assembly; mRNA splicing, via spliceosome
Cellular component (GO): U4 snRNP; U4/U6 x U5 tri-snRNP complex; U2 snRNP
Molecular function (GO): RNA binding
Source: RefSeq, a predicted model, not a curated record